Molecule: messenger RNA, 1860 nt
Organism: Gastrolobium bilobum
Lineage: Eukaryota; Viridiplantae; Streptophyta; Magnoliopsida; Fabales; Fabaceae
Product: indole-3-acetic acid-amido synthetase GH3.6-like
Exons: 3
Coding region: 1-1860 (619 amino acids)
Cellular component (GO): cytoplasm
Molecular function (GO): indole-3-acetic acid amido synthetase activity
Source: RefSeq, a predicted model, not a curated record
AUGCCACAGGCUCCUAAACAUUACCUGUGCAGCAAGCCAAAUGUUGAACUUGAUUAUGAUGAUGUUAGUAACACUAACAUCGUCAGGGACAACAACAAGAAAGCACUGAAAUACAUUGAGGAUGUUACCAGCAACGCUGAUGAAAUUCAAGAAAGGGUCCUUGCAGAGAUCCUUUCCUCUAGUGCCCGCGUUGAGUACCUGCAACGUCAUGGCCUAGAUGGGCACACAGACAAAAACACCUUCAAAAAGGUCAUGCCUGUUGUGACUUACGAGGAUUUAAAGCCAGAUAUUGAUCGUAUAGCUAAUGGUGAUACCUCCCCAAUUUUAUGUUCCAAGCCCAUAUCAGAGUUCCUCACUAGCUCUGGAACAUCUGGUGGGGAGAGAAAAUUGAUGCCAGCAAUAGAAGAUGAGCUAGAGCGAAGGUCAUUACUUUAUAGCCUUUUGAUGCCAGUGAUGGAUCAAUUUGUACCCGGUUUGGACAAAGGCAAAGGCAUGUACUUUUUGUUCAUAAAAUCAGAAGCCAAGACACCAGGGGGACUCCUUGCUCGUCCAGUUUUAACAAGCUACUACAAGAGCUCACACUUUAAGAACCGCACACAUGAACAUGAUCCCUACACAAACUACACUAGCCCCAAUGAGACCAUUCUCUGUCUUGAUUCUUAUCAAAGCAUGUAUUCUCAGUUGCUUUGUGGGCUUUGUCAAAAUGAGGAAGUGCUUCGUGUUGGGGCUGUUUUCGCUUCCGGUUUCAUUCGUACCAUUAAAUUCCUCGAAAAGCAUUGGGUUUGUUUGUGUAAUGACAUAAAAACGGGUACUAUAGAUGCUGAAAUCACUGACCCAUCAGUGAGAGAGGCUGUUAUGAAAAUACUUAAACCAAAUCCCAAGCUUGCGGAUUUCAUUGAAACCGAAUGCAAGAAGGAUUCGUGGAAAGGGAUCAUUACUAGGUUAUGGCCCAACACAAAGUAUGUUGAUGUUAUUGUCACUGGAACCAUGUCUCAGUAUAUCCCAACAUUGGAUUACUAUAGCAAUGGUCUCCCUCUUGUCUGCACCAUGUAUGCUUCUUCUGAGUGUUAUUUUGGCCUCAACUUAAACCCUUUAUGUGAACCAAGUGAGGUAUCUUACACCCUCAUUCCCACCAUGGCCUACUUUGAGUUCUUGCCCCUCAACAAGAAAAACGAACACACCAAUUCAAUUUCUCACCAAGAGCAAGAACAUUUAGUUGAUCUAGUAGAUGUAGAGUUGGGUCAAGAAUAUGAGCUUGUAGUCACCACUUAUGCAGGUCUUUACAGGUACAAGGUUGGUGACAUACUCCGAGUAGCUGGAUUCAAGAACAAGGCUCCUCAAUUCAACUUUGUGUGCCGAAAGAACGUGGUUUUGAGCAUUGAUUCUGAUAAAACGGAUGAAGUUGAGCUACAAAAUGCUGUGAAAAAUGGAGCUAUCCAUCUUUUACAAUUUGGUGCAUCGCUCAUAGAAUACACAAGCUACGCGGACACGUCAACUAUACCGGGACACUACGUAUUGUACUGGGAGAUUAUCAUGAAUGGACAAAACCCAAUUCCUGCUUCUGUUUUUGAGGAAUGUUGUCUUUCAAUUGAAGGAUCUCUCAACAGCGUUUAUCGCCAAGGAAGGGUAUCAGAGUCCAUUGGGCCAUUGGAAAUCAAGAUAGUGGAAAGUGGGACAUUUGACAAGCUCAUGGACUUUGCUCUAAGUCAGGGUGCAUCAAUAAAUCAGUACAAGACACCUCGUUGUGUAAAAUAUGCUCCCAUUGUAGAGAUUCUAAACUCCAAAGCAAUUUCCAAUUGCUUCAGUCCAAAAUGCCCUCAGUGGGUUCCUGGUCACAAGAGGUGGUGCACCCUUGACUGA